Ficedula albicollis (Collared flycatcher) is the source of this 4699-nucleotide messenger RNA. RefSeq names its product coiled-coil domain containing 191 (gene CCDC191). The record is from RefSeq and is a predicted model, not a curated record. The transcript is spliced from 15 exons. Bases 162 to 2582 code for a protein of 806 amino acids. Lineage: Eukaryota; Metazoa; Chordata; Aves; Passeriformes; Muscicapidae. Gene Ontology annotation, molecular function: phosphatase binding.
UGGACCGAGCCUCUGAGUAUGCUGUCUCUGAAGCUUUUUCCCUUCAAAAGUCAAGGUGUCCACAGAGGCCUUGGGGCCCUGUGACAAGUCUGGAAACUGCAGAACAGCUGCAAGUUCAUCGUGAGGCCUGUGAGGAAGCCCAGGAGCUGCUGCGUAACUGGAUGAAGUCCCAACUGCAACUGGAGCUGAGCGAUGGAGAAGAGGGAGCUGACUCUGUCCUUCAGAAAGAGCCUUCUGCAGCCCCUUCGAAGUAUGAGCACUUUGAUGACUUGUGCAGCUAUUUGGAAUGUGAAAUGGAAAGUUCCUCUGUCCAGAAAUACCUCCAGCAUCUUUUGCAGAGUGCAGAUGUGAACUGUGGGAUAGCAAAACACUUUAGACUUGAAGAGAUCAAGGAAAAAAAAAAACUUGCAGAUCCACGAAUAAUCAUGGAGCUCAGACACAAGCAGGUGAAAGAAAACCGUAUGAGGCAUCAGAAGGCUUUAGAGCUUCAGAGACAAGAAGAGUCCCUGAAGAAAGCAGUUCUGUCUGAGGCCAGGCUGCAGGCACAGGAGGAGGACAGAAGGAAGGCCCUGCAGGCUAAGAAGGAGGAGGAGGAAAUCCAGAGGGAAAUAGUGAAGCUGCGAAAGGAAAUGGCUGAGAAGAAGCAUACCAUGGCAAAAGUUUGGAGAAUGGAGGGGAAGAGACAAGAAAAAACUCAGAAGCCAUCAGUGCAUGAGGUAUCUGCUAUGUCACCAUCCCUGAUCCUGAAGAGAGAAGAGCAAGGAGAGGAGAAACAAAGAAAGACUCAGGAGUUGCUGCGCAGGAUUCACACCAGUAAGCAGAGAUGCUUGCAACAACAUUUCUCUGCUUGGCUGAAAGUCAUUCUGGAGCACAGAAUUAAAAUGGGAAAAGCCAAAGCCCUUGCUGACUGGAGAUGCCAACUGAAGGCCCUGCGAGCUUGGAGAAACUAUACUUGGGCCCAGAAAGUAGAGCAGGAGACACAGCAAUUGGAAGUUCAUCUCCAAGAUCAAAACAGGAAAACCCAACUGGCUGUGGAGCACAACCAGCGACGCCUCCUGCGCUGCUGCUUUCUGGCCUGGCAGCACUGGAGCCGAGCAGAGACGGAAAAACGAGAGCUGCAGCUGAAGAGGGAGCAGACAAAGAGAAAGAUGGAACAGCUGCUGGAGGCUGUGUCACUGGGGAAAGGUGGGGACAGGCCACUGGAGGUUAACAAGCCUGGGACAGGAGAAGUAAAUCAUCAUCAAGAUUUACAGCAAGACAAGCCAACUGAAACUUCCUUAAUACAGAAAGAGCCUGAUCAGACCAGAGACCAGUCUUGUUCAGAUGUUGUUCGCACAUCUAAUUUCUGCAGAAACCCCAAAUUUGCCUGGGAAAUUACCAUUAAACAUGCAGCCCUGAGUGCCCAGGACCAGGCUAUGUACAGGAAUCAGAUAGCCACAGUCCUCCAGCAGUUUCAGGCACUCAGUCCAGACAUAUCCCCUGCUUAUGGUAGUCGCUUUGAGCACCGUCACGCCUUUCAGCAACGUGUGAUUGAGGAGCAGAGGCAGCAGCUUCAGAAACAGCAAGAGCUGAUCCUUAAACUGCAGGAAAAUCAGAAGAUGAGCCGAGAUAAAGAAGAGGCAGCACAAGCUAUGGCUGCAACCCAGACAUUUAACAAUUCUGUUUCUCAAACCAAGGAGGAAAAACAAUCCAGAUGCAAGAAUACAACCCCUUUGAGCCCACCUGAUUCUCAUGGGCCAGAAAACAUGAGGGCAGCAAUGCAAGGCAAGAGGCCCUCCAGCCAGCUGACCUCGCCUCAUCCCAUACUGAAAGGGAUGGAGGAGAGAGCAAUUCAGCGGGCAGAACAGAAGAAGAAAAUAGAAGAAGCCAAACAACAAAAAGCAGAGAAAAAAUUGGCCCAGCUGAAGGCUGAAGAGGAAGCACGACAGAGGAAGGAAGCCGAGGAAAAGGAAGCACAGCGGGAGAAACGCCGGAAGGAGAGAAAGCAGCAGAAGCUGAAAGAACUGGAGAAGCAGAGGAGGCUGGAGAAAGAGCAGCAGCUCCAGAAAAAGGCUAGAGAUCACUAUGAGAAGGUCCUUCUCAGAAAGCUGGGAAUAGUGCCAUGGAAAAGGCUGAGGGAGAAAGCCAAGGAAAACCUAGUGGUGGCACAAAGGCACCACAGCAUGGGCCUGCAGAGGAAAUGCCUGAUGACUUGGCUGCAGAACACCCAGCAGAGUCUCAGGGAGAAGAUGUCUUGGGCUGAGGACUUCUAUUCCCAUAUGUUACUGAGAUGGGGCUUCAGGAACUGGCUAAAGUACAAGGAUUAUCUCUCUACUCAGGAGGAGAGAGCAAGUACCUUCCACACAGUCUGCCUUAUGAGGAAGUGCUUCUGGGCAUGGUUUGAUCAUACCAUGGAGGAAGAAAGGGUCUUAUGGAUGAGGCUGAAGAUUGCUACUGAACACAGUAACAAGAGACUUACACUGAAUGCAUUCAAGGCAUGGAGGCAGUACCCAUUACUGAUGAAAAAGGAAAGGGAAAGAGAAGAAAGAAGAAACCAGCUACGCAGGAGAGUAGCUGAAAUUCUCCCCAACUUCCAAACAUGACAGAAGAGAGAUGAGAUGGGAAGGAGACAAGACCAGUUCUGUUCAGUGCUAUCUCCCUGCUGACUGAAACAAGUCCAGGGGAAGGCUUACCAAGUGCAGAGGGUCUUAAGCCAAAGCGUCACCCUGUGGUCACUGAUGUUGUAAACACAGCAUAGAUGGAAGCUUAUCUGACAGUUUCACGUUGCACUUCAUGGAGUCAUUCCCCUCAAGCCUCUGUAGGGGUGUCUUGGCUGUUGGCCAUGAAGCCCAGAUAACCAAAGCCUAGCAUAGGCUGUGUUUGAGGCCAAGGCCAUUUCCACAUGCAGAGCUGCAGCAAUGACACAAAUCCUCCUCCAUCCAAGGAAGCACAGAACUGAACUGCACCUCUUUUUGCCUAAGCAGUAACUGGUGCUUUUUCAUUGGCAGUACUCUGUAGGGUGACAGCUUGUCCAAAGGGCAGACAGACCUGGCUGUCAGCUGACCCCUAAGCACUGCUGUGAACUUGGCCACCCAGAGCACAGUUUCUAGCUAACUAUGCCAGGAAAGUUUGGAUGAGAGGAGGAAAGGGAAGAGCUGUUUAUGCAAACUGUAUUUGCUAAUGAUCCAGAUCACAUCAUUGCAUAUAGAAAGUCUAAAACCUGGCUUCUUUUGUAAGGGGCUGCCUUGCUUGCAGCACUGGCCAGUUCACAAACACAGUGCUUUGAUUUUGGUACCAAGCAGUAAUCCCAAGUUUAUGAGCCUCAAUUGUCAUUUAAACACUUCCCAAGCUGUUUAAUAUUUCAGGGUGUAUCACACAUGUCUGUCUGGGCUAUUUCACUUGAUCCAGUACUUCAAAGAAAAAAGACAAAACUCUAAGAAAAAGGUAGAUUGUAGCUUUUACAGAAGCUAAAGCUGGCAUGAUUAAAAUGAAAGUUUCAUGCUACUGUUUAAGCUUAACCUGCAGCAUAAUGCAGACAGGGUAUGCCAAUCAGGUACACUAUGUCUUAGCAACAACAUAAGGCAGGAAGCUGGAAUCACUUCCCUCUCACAGCCAGAUAGGCAAAGCUCUCCAAAAGCAUUUGGCAGUACAGGAAGUACUUGAGUAAUACCAGAAAGAUAAAAUUUACUGUUAUCUUGUAACAGAUCAUUAGAAAAAUCCAUAUAUGCACUGAAAGUUUCCAAUAAACCCAAAUCUGUAACAAAUACAACUGAGCUAUUGGUGCCCAUUGUGUCAAGCCAACUGAAUGGCCCUGGACAGAAGGCCAGGGCCAGGGACAUAGACCAGCACUAAGUGCUGCAGACAAAGUGGCAUAGGACAAGAGUGGGUGCCCAAGCACAGCAGCACACUCAGAUCUUUAGCAUCAGAAAUUUGUUCAUGCAGACACAGGGAUGUGACCACAGAAAAGACCCUGCCCACAAAGCCAGGCUGUCAAGCAGGCUGUUGGUGCAGGUCUGAAGACAGCUGUCACUCCCAGGUUCCUCCUAGAGCCAUCCUUUGCAACACUCGAACAUUCUCCAUCUCCCAAAGGCCCAGUGUAGAUCUGACCAGCGGCAGGUCAGACGAGCACGUUCUCCCAGCACAGGGAGCUGAAGGUGCCUGCGUGGAGUGUGGGCGAGCUCAGACCAUCUGGCUGCAUUAAGAGGCAGAUUGUGAGAGGAAGCACAGGCUGGGAGAGGCUGGAUAACUCAUGUUGUGGGAGAGAGUGGGGAGCAUUUUUUGCUGAGGACUUGAGCCAAACAGGCAGGCAGGGAGGAGCAGAGCUGGAGCUGAGCUCCCGAAUGCCCUAGUGCAGCCAGCAGCCACACUCGGUGCUAGCAGCAGUCCACUUGCUCUUAGGAUAUUCUUCCCCACUACAAGUCUCUGCCAUGUAGUGCCCAAUGAGCUCCUGAAAUUCCUGAGCCAGCCCUUAUACUCCCAUUUUUCUGCUGGAAUUUUCCUCCCUACUGGGGAGAAUGGACACAGCAAGGAAGGUCUCUGGCCCACCCUCUACCUGCAUUUACAGUGUAAGGAUGUCAUUGGAUUCUGCUGGGAACCAGGGAAGCAGCCUUGAAUUUCUCAUGCUUCUCAAUAAACACAUAAGAGAAAAGAAUUAUAACAAUGAUUAUGUACCUGCAGGGUGCAUGAGCUAUAUAACCAGGAGUGUCACCUCCCUAGCACC